This is a messenger RNA of Agrilus planipennis (emerald ash borer), 784 nucleotides long. RefSeq names its product ATP synthase subunit s, mitochondrial-like. The record is from RefSeq and is a predicted model, not a curated record. The transcript has a single exon. Bases 88 to 651 code for a protein of 187 amino acids. Lineage: Eukaryota; Metazoa; Arthropoda; Insecta; Coleoptera; Buprestidae.
ACUAACAAAUAACAACUAAAAAUAAACAAAUUGUAAAAUGUACUUUUUGAAUUAAAUAAAAGAGUAGUAAGUAGGAAAAGUCAAACCAUGUAUUUCAAUGAAAGUAAAAUUAUAAAUAAGUUAGCCAUCAAGCGUUACUUUUGGGCCUGGUUGAAUAUAUCGUUCAAUAAGUUAGAUGAAGAUAGAUUAAAAGAAUUUGGUCCAGACCGAACAUGUGCAGAGUGGAUACUACGGAAUGGGGGUGCUGUACGUCUUUGUGACAAUCCUGAAAUCCUUAACGAUUAUAAUAAGAUUCCACCGGAAGGGAAUAAUAUUUGCAUUCAAGAAGUAGACGCAAGUAAUUCAUCAAUAAUGCAUGUCGGUUUUGUACAUUUUAAAAAUUGCCGCAACAUUGAAAAGUUAAUUUUACAUCGAUGUGGCUAUUUAGAGAACAUUGCGCUAGGGAUGUUACAUCCAAUAAAAGAAUCAUUAAUGUACUUACAAGUGUCUUCAUGUUACAAUAUAAGCGAUUCCGGAUUAAUAAAGCUCGAAAUAUUAACAAGACUUGAACAACUUAUUUUACGAGAUUUGCCGUUUGUUAAAAAAAGAGAAGUUGUUUUAGAACACUUAAAAAAAGCUCUGCCUAAAUGUAAAAUAGAAUUUGAUAAAUAAUUCAAGUGUUGUAGAAUUUAAUUAAUCUAGUUAUACAGUAUUAAAGUAAUUUUUGCGAAUGCAUUUAAAUUAAAUUAAUAUGUAACGAAUACAUAGCCAUAAACAAGAUAAUAUUAAAAAAAAAAUGAUUGAA